AUGAAUUCAAGUGGGAACAAAAAAACUUUGGGUGUUCGGAAGACCGACAAAACUAGAAGAUCAUGGUCCGUUGCCGAGGAACAAGCUUUGAUUAACGGUUUGAAGGACCUCGUUCUCACGGGUUGGAAGUGCGACAAUGGAUUUAAGUCGGGGUUUCUUGGGAUCCUACAACAUCAUAUGUUGAGCGCAUUUUCGGGCACUGAUAUUAGAGCGGAUCCUCAUAUUAACUCCAAGAUACACGUUUGGAAGAAGACCUAUGGCUCUUUGUCAACUAUGAUGACCCGUAGUGGUUUUGGAUGGUGGGAUGCUACUAAUACCAUCGACGUUGAGAGUGAUGAUGUUUGGGAUACCUAUGUGAAGACAUACACAAAUGCUCGUACCAUGCGUCAUAAGUCGUUUCCUUUUUAUAAGGAUUGGCUGGAGAUCUUUGGUAAGGACAGAGCAACUGGAGAAAACGCGGAAGAUUUUGUUGAUAUGGUACAAACCAUGGGAGAUAAAGUGGGCAUAGAUAACGAGGGUGGUGGUGAUUAUGUGCCAGAGAUGCCAUUCAAUUUACAAGAAGAAGCUACCGAGUUUCAUCCAACAACUUGGGUCAAAGUUCCACUGGCACUAAAACGAAGUCCUCGAACAAGCGCAAAUUUGAAGAUGACAACUUUGAUGAAAAAUUCUUCGCAGUAA
Messenger RNA from Erythranthe guttata (spotted monkey flower), 678 nucleotides. The record is from RefSeq and is a predicted model, not a curated record. NCBI's taxonomy places the organism in Eukaryota, Viridiplantae, Streptophyta, Magnoliopsida, Lamiales, Phrymaceae.